Messenger RNA from Oncorhynchus keta (chum salmon), 2794 nucleotides. RefSeq names its product cyclin-dependent kinase 8-like. Gene Ontology annotation, molecular function: RNA polymerase II CTD heptapeptide repeat kinase activity; ATP binding; cyclin-dependent protein serine/threonine kinase activity. The record is from RefSeq and is a predicted model, not a curated record. Gene Ontology annotation, cellular component: nucleus; mediator complex. Gene Ontology annotation, biological process: protein phosphorylation. NCBI's taxonomy places the organism in Eukaryota, Metazoa, Chordata, Actinopteri, Salmoniformes, Salmonidae.
GUGCUACACUUCUCACCGUCUGACCAAACACUAUCAAUGUCAGAUUAGUUCCUACCCAAUGAAACCGCACGACUACGAGGAUUAAAACAUCUAAUUGUUGUGUUUCAAUCAAUGUAUAUGUAUUAUUAUUUGUUUAACUAUGAAGACGACUGCUUUACAAUGUAACAGGUUAUUUUUCACAAAUGUAGUUUACAUAAAAUCACGAAGUUUGCUAUUUUUUUCCCCCGCAGUCUGAAUUAUUCUAGAAUGAGGUACAUGUCAUUUUCCAAUGCAAUUGGAAAAAUGACAUAAUUAAAUGUUUUCGUUUGUCAAUGUCUGUGCGCGUAUCUUGACUAGUCUUUCUGCCUUUAUUAGACGCCAGAAUUGUCUAAUUGUGGACAUCCACAUCGAUGUAUUAUUAAGGAGAGGAGUAAUUGCCAUAAAAUGUGAAGGGGGAACAUUUUAAACUUGCUGCAGAGGUACCAAAGUUUUGAACAGAAUACUAUAUAUUUGUUUGUGUGAAUUUUAGCCCCUUCACGUUACAAAGAGUUAAAGUCCACGUGGUGCUCUAAACACUUUUCUCCAGUCUCUUUCUGUACAGUCUACAUAACGACAUUUUACGACAAAGCCGUGCAUGGAAUUUAUGUUCUCCCCAGUGAGAUACCGGUUGGAGAAACGCAGUAGCAAGAGAAUACAUAGAAGGGUUAGUAAUCGUUCCCAUACCUGUCCCCUCGUCCCGGAUAAGAAUCCGGCAUCUUCUCUGGUACACAUAAACCGAGCGGUUAGAUGUGGAAACAGGGCUGAGGAGAGAGCGACGCGAGGGAAGGCAACUAAAAAUUAUAACCCGGGUUGUGAAGUAAGUUGCCUCCUAAGCGGCGCUUUAAAAGGAAGCAAAAGAUAAUUGACCAAAACAACAGAGAAGAUGGACUAUGAUUUCAAAGUGAUGCUGACCGGGGAGAGAGAACGUGUAGAGGACCUGUUUGAAUAUGAGGGAUGCAAAGUGGGGAGAGGCACCUACGGCCAUGUAUAUAAAGCAAAGAGAAAAGAUGGGAAGGAUGAUAAGGACUACGCCCUCAAGCAGAUUGAAGGCACUGGCAUCUCCAUGUCUGCCUGCAGAGAGAUUGCACUACUGCGGGAGCUGAAGCAUCCUAAUGUGAUCUCACUGCAGAAGGUGUUCCUGUCACACGCAGACCGCAAAGUCUGGUUGCUCUUCGACUAUGCCGAGCAUGACCUCUGGCACAUCAUAAAGUUCCACAGAGCGUCCAAGGCCAAUAAGAAGCCCCUGCAGCUGCAGGGGAUGGUCAAGUCCCUGCUUUACCAGAUCCUAGACGGCAUCCAUUACCUUCAUGCCAACUGGGUCCUACACAGAGACCUGAAACCUGCCAACAUCCUAGUGAUGGGGAGGGGCCAGAGAGGGGUCAUACAUAUAGCGGACAUGGGCUUUGCCCGCCUCUUUAACUCACCACUGAAGCCGUUAGCAGAUCUGGACCCUGUGGUGGUCACCUUCUGGUACAGAGCACCAGAGCUACUGCUAGGUGCCAGGCACUACACCAAAGCCAUCGACAUCUGGGCUAUUGGGUGCAUCUUUGCCGAGCUGUUGACAUCUGAGCCCAUCUUCCACUGUCGCCAAGAGGACAUCAAGACCAGUAACCCCUACCACCAUGACCAGCUGGACCGUAUCUUCAACGUCAUGGGCUUCCCUGCUGAGAAGGACUGGGAAGACAUCAAGAAGAUGCCCGAGCACUCCACUCUGAUGAAGGACUUCAGACGGAACACGUAUACAAACUGCAGCCUAAUAAAAUACAUGGAGAAACACAAAGUGAAACCAGACAGCAAAGCAUUCCACUUGCUCCAGAAGCUGCUGACCAUGGACCCGAUCCGCAGGAUCACGUCUGAGCAGGCCAUGCAGGACCCUUACUUCCUGGAGGAACCACUGCCCACCUCUGAUGUGUUUGCAGGCUGCCAGAUCCCCUACCCAAAGAGGGAGUUCCUGACAGAGGAGGAGCCAGAGGACAAGGCAGAGAAAGUCAGAAAUAAGAACCAGCAGCAGCAGGGGAACAACCACACCAAUGGGGCGGGGCACACUGGUAACCCUGACAAUAGCCAUGCCCAGGGCCCGCCCCUAAAGAAGGUGCGAGUGAUCCCGCCAGUCACUACCUCAAGUGGCCUCAUGACCUCAGACUAUCAGCGCUCCAAUCCACAUGCUGCCUACCAGAACCCCGGACCAAGCACAUCACUGCCCCAAAGCAGCAUUGGAUACUCCUCUACCUCCCAGCAGCCCCCGCAGUACUCACACCAGACCCACCGCUACUGACCCCUGACCUCUACCCACCCCUCGCCAUGCCCGCUAGGGAGAAUGUACUAAGGGAAGUGGGUGUGUCCAUGGCAACAGCCCACCGGUCCACCCUCACUGCAGCAGUCCUUUAGCCCAGUAUGUUAAUACAAUAUACUCAUUCUAAAAGAACAUGACAUAACGCAACAACAUCAGCCAUGACAGAACAUGACAUAACGCAACAACAUCAGCCAUGACAGAACAAGACAUAACGCAACAACAUCAGCCAUGACAGAACAUGACAUAACGCAACAACAUCAGCCAUGACAGAACAAGACAUAACGCAACAACAUCAGCCAUGACAGAACAAGACAUAACGCAACAACAUCAGCCAUGACAGAACAAGACAUAACGCAACAACAUCAGCCAUGACAGAACAAGACAUAACGCAACAACAUCAGCCAUGACAGAACAAGACAUAACGCAACAACAUCAGCCAUGACAGAACAUGACAUAACGCAACAACAUCAGCCAUGACAGAAC